UAGGGGUUAUGGGGAAGGGGAGUUUAAUUACACGUUACAGCUUUGGUUGGGACGCUGAUUUCCUUCUGACACAAACACACAAACACACAAACACACACAACACUCUGACAGACUGACCGAGGACGGACGGCCGAAGCAAGCAGGAACCUGUUAGAGAACAGCAAAGAAAAAAGAAAGACGGUAAAAGAAAGCUCAAAGAAGUGAAGCUGAGGAAGCAAAGGAAGGGAAGAAGAGCAGGAAUCAUCAGGGAGAAAGAGGUGUGCUGUGUGCUUGUGCGAAACCACAAAAUCCCAAACCCGUCCACGCACUUCCCUCAGAGAAACACCUGAGGAAACACUUUUCAUCUCAUUUUGUUGAUCAGCUGAAUUUUUAGCCAGUGAAAAGGUUUCCCUGUUGGUCAAAAAAAGUCAAACUUACAAAACCAACCUCAACACUCACACAAUGGCCCCCAAGAAGAAGGCCUCCCGUCAGAAGAAGCCUGCUGUGGAAACCCCCCCUCAGGUCGUCAUGGAGACCGUCCCAGUCCAGCUGAAGGUGGAGAGCCGUGGUGACGGUGUGGUGGUGGUGGAGGGUGGGAUGAAGAAGAUCGAGCAGAUGGCGGCGCUGGACAUCGCUCAGCUGAACAGCCUCAACCUGCCGCUGCCGCCGCCGGUCAUCAAGCCCGGAGAGAGAGGCCUCGGCCUGGGCAGCGAGCUGACACGGCCCCUCCACGGCAACGCCCUGCUGGAGGAGCUCAGCAAGAUGCGGCAGGAGAAGUUCCUCACUGAUCUGGAGCUGGCCUGUAAGACGAAGGCCUUCGACGUCCACAAGCUUGUCAUCUCCUCCGUCAGUCAGUACUUCAGAGAGAUUUUGGCUAAAGACCCGGGCAUGAAACGCCUGGAGCUCCCCUCCCUCUCCCCUCUAGGCCUCGCCAACGUCAUCACAUUCGCCUACCUGGGUCGCGUCCACAUGUCCCUCUACACCAUCGGUUGCACCGUCUCUGCCGCCGCCACCCUGCAGAUCUCUCAGCUCCUCAAGAUGUGCAUGGACUUCCUGUUGGCCGAGCUCAACGUGCAGACGUGCGUCUACAUCUGGAACAUCGCCGCUGCCUACGGCCUGAAGCCGGUGUGUGAUGCCGCCCGGCGCUUCGUCCUGGAGAACUUUGUUCAGUUCGCCGACACGCCGCUGUUCAACCAGCUGACCCUGGAGCAGAUCUCCGCCUUCCUGCAGGACGACUCGCUGCUGUUGCCUUCAGAGGUCACCGCCUUCCAGCUGGCCAUGAGGUGGCUUGACUUUGACGCCUGUCGUCAGGUCCACGCGACAGAGUUGCUGUCCCACAUCCGCUUUGAGACGAUCCCGGCCAGCGAGCUAGUGAGCCAGAUCCAGCCGGUGCCCCGCAUGAUGAUGGACCCUCACUGCCACCGCCUGCUGGUGGACGCCAUGAACUACCACCUGCUGCCCUACCAGCAGAACACCCUGCAGUCCAGGCGGACACAGGUCCGUGCCAGUCAGCAGACUCUGCUCACCAUCGGGGGUCGACCCUCACUCACCGAGAGAGCUCUCAGCCGCGAGGUGCUGUGGAGAGACCCUCGUGAAGGAGGAGCAACCUGGCGUCACCUCACCCAGCUGCCGGCGAAGAGCUUCAACCAGUGUGUUGCAGUGAUGGACGGCUUCCUGUACGUGGCUGGAGGAGAGGACCAGAACGACGCCCGCAACCAGGCCAAGCACGCCGUCAGCACCCUCAGCAGAUAUGAUCCUCGCUUCAACACCUGGCUCCACCUGGCCAGCAUGCGUCAGCGCCGCACCCACUUCUCUCUGACCGCCAGCGGGGGCCGCCUGUUCGCCAUCGGCGGCCGUAAUGUCGAGGGUCUGCUGGCCACCACCGAGAGCUACCUGCCCUCCUCCAACACCUGGCAGAUACGUGCCCCCAUGGAGGUGCCUCGCUGCUGUCACUCCAGCGCCACCCUGCCCUCCGGAGACAUCCUGGUGACUGGCGGGUACAUCAACUGCGCCUACUCCCGCUCUGUGGCAUGCUAUAACGUGGACACCGACACAUGGAGCGAGAAGGCCUCCAUGGAGACACCACGCGGCUGGCACUGCUCCGCCGCCGUCGGAGGGAAGGUGUAUGUGGUGGGAGGAAGCCAGUUGGGGCCCAGCGGUGAGCGGGUGGAUGUGCUCUCUGUGGAGGUCUUCUCCCCGGAGAGUGGUGCCUGGAACCGGGCCGCCCCUCUCCGUCUUGGUGUGAGCACCGCCGGUCUGUCCCCACUGGCCGACAAGCUGUACCUGCUGGGGGGCUGGAAUGAGGCAGAGAAGCGCUACAAGGCGGCCGUCCAGAAGUACGACCCGGCCACAGACAGCUGGUCCAUGGCCGAGGACCUGCCCGAGCCCACGGUGGGAGUGUCCUGCUGCACCCUGACCCUGCCGCCCCGGCACACACCACGCCGCCAGCAGCACCGUAACACCCCAGCCCACGAAGAACAGACGCAGGUCGGGAAGAUCCGGAGCAGAGAGAGCAGCAUGGCUCCUUCCCAAACCAUCACAGCAUAGAGCAGCAUGCAUGGGAGAGACUAGAAGAGGAGGGCUUGAUACCGCUGUUUGAACCGCUGGACAACAUCUGGAUCAUGUCUGCUCUUUAAUCCGAAUAGGCCUAUAUACAUAGAGUAUGUUAUAUUUAGUGUAUGUAGACACAUUCACCUACUUACUUACAAAAAUGUAUUUCAGUCUGUAAUUAAUUACACAAAAAAUGUGGAUAAAAGCAACAAAAAAUACAACAAACUAUAAAACAAUAGGCCUACUGUAGAAAACAUGGCACACAGCAGAAAUAUGUAUUUUCUUUAGAACAUUAAGUAAAAUAUAUUAAAAUAUAUAUAUAAUAUAAAAUAACGGAGAAAUUGAUUUGACAACAAUUUAGCAUAUUUUCCAUAGAUUUACACAAUUUUGAUGUUGCAUUGGUCCUUAAUUCUUUUUGAGUUGAUUUUGGGGAUUUUAAAAAGACCUAAAUUAUAAUUAUUGGAGAAAGAUGCUAAUUUGAAUGCCCAGGUUGUGCAAGAAAAGACACAAGCUUGCAUGAUCCAAAGUGGUCUCAGAAAGUUUAGCAUUUAUGGAAACUGAGAAGACAAGGUAGAUAAAGGAUGAAUUGUAGAGUGGAGCAGGUGGAGGUAGAGAGGUGAUGGGUGGAGGAGGAUGAUGGAAAGAAGGGAUCAGUGGUUGAGUUUGAAUGAGUAUAAAAACCUCACUGUGAAUCCCCUGGCAGUUUGUGUACUAUGUAUCUAAGCUGUGUGUGUGGGUGUGUGUUAACUGU
Messenger RNA from Etheostoma cragini (Arkansas darter), 3280 nucleotides. It is a transcript of the gene klhl43, whose product is annotated as kelch-like family member 43. Lineage: Eukaryota; Metazoa; Chordata; Actinopteri; Perciformes; Percidae. Gene Ontology annotation, cellular component: cytoplasm; nucleus. The transcript is spliced from 7 exons. The record is from RefSeq and is a predicted model, not a curated record. Gene Ontology annotation, molecular function: protein binding. Bases 442 to 2526 code for a protein of 694 amino acids.